Gamsiella multidivaricata is the source of this 1083-nucleotide messenger RNA. RefSeq names its product HAD-like domain-containing protein. The transcript has 3 exons. Gene Ontology annotation, molecular function: phosphoprotein phosphatase activity. The record is from RefSeq and is a predicted model, not a curated record. Bases 1 to 1083 code for a protein of 360 amino acids. NCBI's taxonomy places the organism in Eukaryota, Fungi, Mortierellomycota, Mortierellomycetes, Mortierellales, Mortierellaceae.
AUGUUGAUCGUCUCAAGCUGGGAAUUCAUUGCGACUCUGCCUCCUCUUGGACCGCUGCCUCUGAACUUCACAUUUACGAUGCCUGAAAGGACGCACACGACGCCGCCUAUCACGCUCGUGCUGGAUAUUGACGAGACACUUGUUCAUUGCGCUACCAGGCCGCUUGAUUCACCGGACAUUGUGUUCCCCGUCGAAUACAAUCAUGAGACAUGGGAGGUGUAUGGCAGGAUUCGACCUGGCAUGCAGGAGUUCUUGGCAAAAAUGUCGACCAUGUUUGAGGUUAUUACGUUUACUGCGAGUCAGGAAUGCUAUGCGGAGGCCUUGCUAAAAAUCAUUGAUCCGGAGAAGAAGUACAUCAGGCACCGAUACUACCGCGACUCUUGCGUGCCGGUCUUUGGAAACUAUGUCAAGGAUUUGAGGAUUUUGAAUCGGGACUUGUCAAAGGUGAUCAUUAUAGACAACUCGCCGCAGGCGUUUGGCUAUCAGAUUUCGAAUGGAAUCCCCAUUGAAUCAUGGUAUGACGACAAGGCUGACCGCGAGUUGUUCAAAGUGAUGUCAUUCCUGGAGACUAUUGGGAGUGUCGAAGAUGUGCGUCCCAAGAUCGACGAACACUACAGACUACAGGAAAAGAUCCAGAAGGCCCUGGCACAGGCAGCGGCAGCCCAACAGCAGUUGGCGAGCAUGAGCGGACUCGGUGUUCUUGGCUCCUCUUUGACCUCACCCUCAGCAUCAACCAGCUUGAAUGCAGGAACUGCACCUUUGUGUUCGUCGUCAGCGACAGUGGGAGAAUUGGUAACGGCCGCCCUUGAGUCAUGUAAUUCGACGGGCGCAAACAGUCUGGCGAGUCUUCAGAGUAUCGUACCGGACAAUGCGGACAUGGAUGCGACGAUGAUGAUGUAUGAGGAGGCAGAGAAGCCACCAUCACCGUCGGACGAGGAUGAUGAACGGGAGGAGGACGGGGAGAAGUGCGGUCGAGGCAGGAAGGGCAGGAGUAAAGCAGGCAGCGGAGUUAAAGGCGGUGGCACAAUGACGACGCGCUCGAAUGGGUUGGAUGCGCCAAGUCUUGCGCAGAUUUCUUUGUAG